Messenger RNA from Mesorhabditis belari, 2628 nucleotides. The record is from the annotation of a GenBank genome assembly. NCBI's taxonomy places the organism in Eukaryota, Metazoa, Nematoda, Chromadorea, Rhabditida, Rhabditidae.
AUGUCUCGCCCGCCGACUUCGAGCAAUCAACCGCUGCCGGCAAAAGAAUUGGGCACUUUUCGCAGGAUUGUGAAAUGCUACGAAAACAAGCAAUUCAAGAUAGGUUUGAAGCUUUGUAAGCAAGUUUUGGAUCGUAAGGAGUUUGCAGAGCAUGGAGAAACGCUGGCCAUGAAAGGGUUGAUCCUCAAUUGUUUGGGAAAAGAGGCGGAAGCACUUGAAACUGUGAAGCUUGGCUUAAAGAGAGACGUUGGAUCGUAUGUUUGUUGGCACGUUUAUGGUCUUGUACUUCGGCAAGGAAAACAGUACGAUGAGGCUCUAAAAGCCUAUAAAAUGGCUUUGGCACGAGACAAAGAAAAUCAGCAAAUUUUGAGGGACUUAUGUCUUUUACAAAUUCAAGUUCGCGAUUAUGAAGGCUACAAGGACUCUCGAUACCGCCUAUUGAAGUUAAGGCCACAAAUCGCUUCGUGGUACGGUUAUGCAACUGCUUUCCAUUUGCUGAAGGAUUACCCAAUGGCACUCAGCAUCAUCGACGAGUAUAUGCGCUGUUACCCGGGAUUUGCAAAAGCUGAAUCGAAACAAGGAAAAUCCGACGCGUUUGCGCGAUCUGAACUGAUUCUCUAUCAGAACAUGAUAAUGCGAGAAGCCGGUCAAUAUUCAAAAGCAUUGGAACUUCUUGAAGAAAAUGCAGCAUUGGUCAUUGAUCGUCGAGUAUAUCAUGAAACACGCGGAAGCCUGUUGUUGAGUCUUGGUCAAAACGAAGCUGCUGCUAACGUUUAUCAAAUGUUGCUAAAGAGAAAUCCUGAAAAUUUGGACUACUAUAAACAGCUUGAAGUUUGUAUGGGACUAACGGACGAUGAUAUUGAUGCAAAGCUGAAGUUUUACGACGAUUUGGCGAUCAAGUUUCCACGGUCUUCAAUUCCACGUCGAGAACCACUUUAUUUCGCCGACGCUAAAGAACUUCGGUUCCGUUUAUUGGUCUGGAUCGUAAACAUGUUGCGAAAAGGAGUUCCUUCGUUGUUCAAGAGUUUGAUUCCACUAUACAAGGAUCACGCAAAGGUUCAAGUGUUGGAAAGCGUUUUGAAGGAGUUCAUUGGAGAAAUUGAUAAACGGGGAUACAAGAGAGCGUGUUUCACUCGCUGCAAAGGAAAACACGAAUCACCAAGCACAGCUUUGUGGCUUUAUUAUCUUCUUGCUCAACAUUACGAUCGAGUUGGAAAUCAAACAUUGGCUAUGGAGUAUAUUAAUCGAACUCUCGAUCAUACUCCAACAUUGAAUGAUAUGUACAUGGUCAAGGCAAAAAUUGAAAAGCACCGUGGAAACUUGCUCGAGGCGGCUCGUCUUAUGGAAGAGGCUCAGCUUUUGGAUACGGCUGAUAGAUAUGUGAACAGCAAGUGCGCAAAAUAUUUACUUCGUGCAGGCUUAAUCAAAGAAGCUGAAAUGAUGUGCGGCAAAUUUACUCGGGAUGGAACCAAUGCUUCGAUCAACCUGAACGAAAUGCAAUGUAUGUGGUAUGCUCUUGAAGUGGCUCGAGCUGAAAGGUCAGUUUCGCACUACGGCGACGCUUUGAAGAGCUGUCAUCAAAUUGAACAGCAUUUUGUGAAUAUCACUGAUGACCAAUUUGAUUUCCACACGUACUGCUUGCGAAAAUCUACCCUGUGCUCAUACAUCAAUCUACUGAGGCUCGAGGAUCGUCUUCGCAACAAUGAAUGGUAUUAUCAAGCAGCCAAAUGUGCAGCAAAGAUUUACUUACGAAUGCUCGAUAGGCCAGGAGACAUUUUUGAUAUAAGCGAGUGUGGUGAAGAAAUGAGUGCGGAAGAAAUCAAGAAAAUGAAAAGAAAACAAGCAAAGGUGAAGGCGCGUGCAGCAGAGAAAGAGCAACAAAAGACAAAAGGAGUAGCUGGUCAAGUUGAAAAGCAAACGAAAAAAGAAGAAGGAAUCGAACCGGUGGGAAUUAACAUUGAUCCUGAAGAGUUGCUGAAGACAAAAACCCCUCUUGAUGAAGCUUUGAAAUUUAUCGCGCCAGUGAUUGACUUGGGAUGCACACAUGUAACAGGAUACCUUUUGGGCUUUGAGAUUUAUUAUCGCAAGGAAAAGCCUCUGCGCAUGCUUCAAUGCUUGAAAGCUGCCCAGAAAAUUGAUCAAGCACAUCCACUUCUCCAUAUUGCCAAUGUGAAGUUCUUGCUUUAUCUCCGCAAUUUCAACCGUGAUGGAGUCGUUGGAGAACUCGUUAAAGAACUGACUGAAGAGCUUUUUGGUGAUGAACGAAAUCCGGUGGACUUCAACAAACGCUACCAGCAUGAAAUAGCAAAAGAUUUUGGAUCAAAGAUGGCUGUUCUUGAGUGCAAUAUUUUGCUGGAACCAGGAUCAGUUCCAGCGGCCAAGAAAACUAUAUUGGAAUGUAUAAAGGACGCCACUACACCUGGUCGUUCACUGAAAAUACUGAUCAAGAUGCGGGAUGCAAUUCGUUACGGUCGAUUUGGUGAAUGGUCGCGUGAUGAAGUUGCUGAGUUUAUGCGUGUUUGCCAUCUCGCUUACCCUUAUGCAAACGCUUUUGGUGGAGGUGCUAAAGAGAAGGAAAAUAUUGAGGCGUCAAAGGGCCAAAGUACCGAGAAUGGAGACGCAGAUCAC